This is a messenger RNA of Linepithema humile (Argentine ant), 3611 nucleotides long. Lineage: Eukaryota; Metazoa; Arthropoda; Insecta; Hymenoptera; Formicidae. The record is from RefSeq and is a predicted model, not a curated record.
GAUAAUCUGAGCUGACAAUGAGCUGAUCCCAGUCAGAGAUGUCAUAUGGAAGGAGGUAACGCAUGCGUUAACACGUGAACGUGCCGUGUAGAUCGGAGCCAGGCAAAGAGGCGUGUAUAAAGUAUGCGAAACAGUAUAAGUGAUCGGUGCAGCAAGCAGGUAGGAAUUAUAACGCGAAUUAACAAGACAAUGCAGAUCGUGAUUCAAUUUUUGCCGAAUACAUGGGAUUUUCAUUUCUUCGAGCUUGUUAUCGCGGUGAAUCGUCCGGAGAAAUGCGCUUCGUUCGAUUUAUUUUCAGCGACUGAGGAAAGCAACAAUUGAGUGUAGUAUUAAAGUUUCUUUUAAUAAUCAAAGCAGCAGAUCGGAAGUUGUAUGCGGUACUGCGUGAAAAUUGUACGAAUAUUUCGCGAGGAAUGUGCCACAAGUAUAAUUAUGAUAAACUAUCUUGCGCGCUGUGGCUACUUUAAUAUCAUAAGUCAUCGGUAAGUAUGCUCGUACGAAUGUACGAAAAGUCGUGUGCGUAAAAUAUUAAUCAUGUGAAGUGGGAUUUCUCUGCUUGAAAUACUAGUCUCCGGCGUAUAAUUAAGUGCGCGAGACAUCGUGACUAAACGGCGUAGCAUGAUUGGUCAAGAUAAUUUUCGACGAUCAAUUAGCGGGGAACAAACACGAUGCUUACGUGAGUCUUGACUAUUAACGCGAAUAGACCGUGUGAGUUAAAUGUUUAUUAAAAGCAAGCCAAACAAAACAAAAUGUUGCAAACAGGCUCUCAGAGUCGUUUCUGCGAGAAAAGAAUCCGAUCAAUUUUGCACAGCGUAAAAAUAAUUUAUAGUACGACAAUAUAAAUCUAAAUUCACUCAAUGAAAUUAAAUCUGCAUUCGGAAAAAAACAACUAAUUAAUCUACGAACAAUUUCAGCUGUAAAUAUCAUUUAAUUCUAAAAGAAUUAAGAAAAGAGUAAGAAUUAAAUUCAGCGAAAUAAACUCUUGCUGUUUGCUUUUCGAAAUAAUUGCACACAUUCUUGUUGCAAUACCUGUUCCUCAAAUUGAUAAGGAUCUAAAUACGUUUUUAACAAUGAGUUAUACUGCGCCUUUGUGCAGAAAUAUAUUCAUUUGGACAUUUAUAACGUUGCUUAUCAAGUUGUUACGUAUUUUCAGAUUUUUUUUUUAUAUUUAUCACAAUAUUUAAAGGAAAAAGGGUGUCAUCAGUGAGCAAUGGUCCGCGUUAACUUGAAAAGACUUUUUAAGGACAGAAUUCCCCCUUUGAAGUGGCUACCGCGAUAUAAAGCGGAAGAUGCACUGGGCGACCUUGUUGCCGGUCUCACCGUGGGAUUAACCUUGAUACCACAGGCAAUAGCUUAUGCGAGCUUGGCAGGUUUAAAGCCGCAAUAUGGACUUUACAGCGCAUUUGCGGGAAGUUUUGUUUAUAUUAUUUUCGGGACAUGUCGGGAGAUCAAUAUCGGCCCAACAGCGCUUAUAUCUCUACUGACUUGGACAUACGCAAGAGGAAUUCCUGAAUACGCGGCCUUGCUUUGCUUUUUGUCGGGAUGUAUCACGAUAUUCUUCAGCGUCCUGCGCCUAGGAUUCUUAGUCGAGUUUGUGUCGAUGCCGGUUGUAUCCGGGUUUACGUCAGCCGCGAGCGUAAUCAUCGCUUGUAGUCAAAUAAAGAGUCUAUUAGGCUUGAAUAUUCACGGUGAGAGCUUCAUCGAAAUCUGGUGGGAAUUGAUCAAUCAUGUAGCCGACACCAAAAUACCGGACUUGAUUUUGUCUUGCUGCUGCAUUCUAACUCUAUUAGUCCUGAAGCAUUUGAAGGAUAGAAAAGUUGCCAAUAACACGCUGAAAAGAUUCUUCUGGACGAUCGGUACAGCCAGGAACGCUCUUGUGGUUGUUCUUUGCGCGGUCGCGUCCUACGUUUUCGAGAUGCACAACGGAGCACCGUUCAUCCUUACAGGUCACAUAGACGCCGGCCUGCCGAGCGUCCAACCACCGCCAUUUUCGAGGACAAUUGGCAACCAGACUGAGAAUUUCAUCGACAUGACGACGAAUUUCAAAUUCGGAAUCUUGAUUGUGCCACUCAUCUCCAUUAUUGGAAACGUCGCUAUCGCAAAAGCGUUUUCACGAGGCAUGCCCUUGGAUGCUACGCAAGAGAUGCUGACUCUUGGAUUGUGCAAUGUGAUCGGUUCGUUUUUCCAAUCCAUGCCUGUCACAGGAUCUUUUUCGAGGAGCGCAGUGAACAAUGCCUCGGGUGUUAGAACACCCUUGGGUGGCAUGUAUACAGGUAUUCUAGUCAUACUUGCGCUAAGUUUACUGACCCCGUAUUUCUAUUACAUUCCGAAGGCGACGUUAAGCUCUGUCAUAAUUAGCGCGGUGAUAUUCAUGGUGGAAAUUAAUAUGAUACUUCCAAUAUGGAAGUGUAAUAAACGUGAUUUAAUACCGGCGUUUGUCACAUUUCUCGCUUGCUUAUUUGCCGGAGUCGAACUAGGAAUUUUGAUAGGUACAAUAAUCGAUCUCGCUAUAUUAAUAUACCUUAAUGCGCGGCCGAGAAUACAUAUUGAAUACAAAGAUACUCCGAUAACAAACUACGUUCUGAUCCGACCUAGUGCCGGACUUUUAUUUCCAGCAGUAGAUUAUUUAAGAACGUAUUUAACGAGGGCAUUAUAUAACGAGUACCAAAGCUCCUUAAAAAGUCGCAAUAACUUGACGACUGUUGUGCUGGAUUGCGAACAUAUCGACAAAAUAGAUUUUACCGCCGUACAGGGUAUUAAUAUGGUGGUAAAGGACUUCAGAGACAAUAAUUGUCAAUUAAUAAUGUUGCGACCGAAUCCAGAUAUCUUAAAAAGUAUACAGUCGCUGUCGGACAAGCAAAUCUUGAUAGCAGGAAAUGACGUUGAUUUAAUUACAACUUUGAAAGAAUUCAAAGGCAUAGCACGAGAUGCGGAUGUUGAAAUGCAAGUCUCGAAUAGCAAACCUAUUUCGGAAACGACAGAUGAAGCUACCACAAGUCUGGCUACCACAUAUUUGUGAUAUCUUAAGUAUUUAUUUUUUUGAAAACACGAUUAAUGAAUUUUAACUGUGCUUUUCUAUCCUUCAAAUGCUGAAAAGCAAACCGACGUAACACUGUGCGUUUACGUAGCUGCCUCGUUUCUUUAAACAAAUAAUCGGCAAUUACCUUCAGGACUAAUAGAGUUAGAAUGCAACAAGACAAAAUCAAGUCCGGUAUUUUGGUCAGCUAUAUGAUUGAUCAAUUCCCAGUGGAUUUCGAUGAAGCUCUUACCGUGAAUAUUCAAGCCUAGCAGACUCUUUAUUUGAGAAAAUUGUAUGCAUACGUGUGGCUAUAUUUCAUCAUUUUUAAUUGUUUUAUCUUGUUAAUUUUUAUCUAUGCGACGUUGCACAUAAUUCAAGUGUGCUGAAAAUUAGCAUAUAUGUAUAUAUCCUUACUUGCUUUUUUUUAAUAGCAAAUAUUAAAAAGUAUAGUAAAACCAUUUUAAAUGUUUACUGUUUUGAAUUGCUUUUUAUCUGGACAAAAAGCAUCUGUCCAUUAUUCUGUUAAUUAUUUUACAAGCACUUGUGUAUAUUUAUCUUCCAAUUUUUCACAUCGACAAAUUUUUAAUUUAUG